This is a messenger RNA of Jaminaea rosea, 2320 nucleotides long. RefSeq lists its product as hypothetical. Bases 43 to 2154 code for a protein of 703 amino acids. The transcript has a single exon. Gene Ontology annotation, biological process: SCF-dependent proteasomal ubiquitin-dependent protein catabolic process. Lineage: Eukaryota; Fungi; Basidiomycota; Exobasidiomycetes; Microstromatales. The record is from RefSeq and is a predicted model, not a curated record. Gene Ontology annotation, cellular component: SCF ubiquitin ligase complex.
GAUGACUUGAUUGCCUUCUCCUCACCACCACACUCUCCUCUGAUGAGCUCGCCAGGAGGCUCGACGCCGUCCUUGACGCCGUCGAGGGCUGCGACACCAGCUGUAGACAGCCCGUCCUUUGCCUCGACGCCGAAUCGAACGGCCACACCUGCAACAGCUGACGACAAUGAUCAGCUCGCCCAAUUCAGGCGGCAAUGGAGGGAGGAGGUGCGAAACAGGACGGGGGUAGAGCCGUCCACGCAGGCUCCUUCGUCGUCAGCGCAAGCUGGUCCUUCAAUACCUCGCCGAGAUGUCGCUGAGCAUGACGCGGGGGAUGAGGAUGACGCCAGACCUCAUUCACCAAGUAGAACUAGGCACCUCCUCGCACUGGCUGAGGAGCAGGAGCGAGCAGAAAGAGCUGAGGCAGCGAACAAUGAGUCAGAGGGCCAAAGAGCAAAGCGCAGGCUACCUCCAAGGCAGAUGGUUGGCGAGAAUGCGCCUGCUCAGGGUAGCGCCGGUACUGUCUCCAAGAUGAAGGCAGCCGUCAAGGCGUAUGCGACAGCGGUGGAGAAUGAAAGGAAGGGAGACCUCGAUGAGGCCCUUUUUCAUUACCGCAAAGCCUUUCGACUAGACACAGCUGCCGAUCGCCUCUACGAGCGAGCAUAUGCGCUUCUUCGACACACGGACUCAGAUGACAAUGCUUCAGUCUCGACCGAGAGGCAGAGGGACGCACUUCUGGCCAGUCCAGAGGUGGCAGACAUGGUCAGGCGAGCGACUGAUUUCGACGAUGUGCGAGUUGCUGCAAUUGAGAAGAUGCAGGCCAAGGUCAAGGAGGCCAAGGAGGCCAAGCAGCAAGACGCUCGACCUGGGAAGGACAAGGAGCAGAAGGGAAUGCCGAAACAGCCACCGACAAGCCCACGGAGACAGACGAAAGAGCAGCAGGUGGAAGGCGUCGCAGCUCUUGGUCAGCGGGACGAGCUAGCAGAGAUCAUUUCCAAGGCCGCUACGAACGAAGAGGUUGAGGGUCGCGAUCUAUCCACCAUCAGCUUCACCAGCCCGCCGCCCUCAAUCUCCAAGGGCGGCGGAGGUCAAACAGGGCAAGACGACUUGGCUGACAAGAUGCAAGGCGCAUCGUUAGAGAAAGAUCAAGAAGCUGUACAGGAGCAAGAGACACAGCCGCCACCGCCAAUCGCCAAGCUUCCUGACGAGAUUCUUGCUCACAUCUGCCGUUGCGUAGUCGAGCCUCGAGGAAAACGGGGUGCCAGGAUCAGGCCGCCAAAGGUCGAGGUAGGCGAUGCGGCGGCGGCGAGAUCAGCAUCAGCAGCGGUGAAAGUGCCAGGUGCAAAGCCAGCGCCUACUCCUCAAGCUGAACCCUCCAGCAACAUCGGCAUCAACAAACCUUCGCAACCUAUAGGCGUCGGCAUCGUACUUGCCGGUCCAGACUGGCAAUCGCUCGAGAUGCUCGCCCGUACCUGCUGGAAAUGGCGUCUCACCUCACGCUCCCGCCACCUGUGGGCAUACAUAGUCGCCGAGACGUACCAAGAACCCCAACUUCCCCUACCUUCCCACCUCAGUACCCCGUCUGCGGGGGUCAAUCCACGCUUGACCUUCAUCCACCACCCUCGCCUCCGACUGACCGGCUGCUACAUCGCCGCCUGCCACUAUUCGCGACAGGGUUUGUCGGUAGACAACGUCUGGGUGCGCGUCGUUCACCUGGUGGAGUUCUACAGGUCAAUUCGAUUCCUUCCCGACGGUAGGGCUCUAACGCUGCUCACGACGGACCAACCAAGGGAUACGGUGGGCAAGAUGCAUGCGGGCAACAGUGACCAGGGAUUCGCGGUGGGCAGAUGGAGGGUGGAGCUCCCCUCCCGCGACACCGACGACGAUGACGACCAGUACGGCGCGGCCGACGAUGAGGAUAUCCUCGCCUCCCUCAAGUCCUCUCGGCAUCGCGGCGACGCCCGCGUGAUCAUCGAGGACCUGCGGGAUCGUACCCGUCCUAAGUACUCCUUCCAGAUGAUACUCUCGUUGCGUUCAACGAGUAGGGGCAAGUGGAAUAAGAUGGAGAUGUUGGACUAUCGAUCGGUCAAUCUAGAGACGGGAGAGGUGGUGAGCAUUCCGAACAAGCAUAGCAGGCCGUUUCACUUUUCUGCUGUUAGGAGUUUCGGGGUAUAGAGCAUCACGAGAGGAGUGGUAGGCGUUGUCACGGGGAGUGGUCCGUAAUGCUAGACGAUUAUGAUGAUAAUAAUCAGAAUGCAGCAAGGUCAUAGUCGCGGCGAAUGCAGGUGCUCCGACCUCUCUGAUCCUCAUUCAGCCUCAUAUCGAUGAUCGUGAACGCACU